Molecule: messenger RNA, 2476 nt
Organism: Talpa occidentalis (Iberian mole)
Lineage: Eukaryota; Metazoa; Chordata; Mammalia; Eulipotyphla; Talpidae
Gene: CLTRN
Product: collectrin, amino acid transport regulator
Exons: 6
Coding region: 1173-1817 (214 amino acids)
Source: RefSeq, a predicted model, not a curated record
UGUCCAGGGCCAGUGGAGACACCGCGCGCACCCCUCUGCUUGCAGCCCCCCCGCGCCGAGGUUACUCCAUACAUCCCCAUUUACAGUUCCGGGGCCAAAGGAGCACGUGAAGGGGCUCACCAGCUCCCCGUGCCCGAUCAGAAAUCUCUGAAGGGACGCCCCUGGCCGGCGCAGGCUGCACCCAAGCCUCUAGUUAGCCUUGCGUUUGCAGAGCACGUGUCCCAGCGACAAGAUACAGCGCCAGGAGUUUGCAGCCAAGUUGGAUGGGACAGGGAAAGUCAAGAAAAGGGCCAGGGGAUGGACUGAGAGGUGGACAAGGAAGUGCUGGUCUCUCUAUCCAGUUGGAAGGAAUAUUUGGGGGCAGCCAACACAGGGAGCCAUUUUCACAGCAUCUUCUGCAGCCCCUUCCACAGUCGUUUUCUCAAUGAAUCAGCAUGCAAAGUGAACUUUUUGCAGAGGGCGGUAGUUUCUCCCUCCUUGGCCAAGGUCUGCCACAAAUGGCCGCAGGACAGGUUUUGUUUUUUUUUUUUGGCUCAACCGCUGCGCCACCAGGGGAGGCCCCGCGGGGCAGGUUUUAAAUUAGUUUCCUUCACCUUCCAUUUCGGCCUUGAAGGCGGUGGGAACAUUCACAAUAUCAAGCUAGAAGGGACACAGGGAAAGAACAAUUUUCAGCAGAACAUUCUUAAUAAGUUCAGCCUGACCUUGAGAAGGCUGUCUCAUGUCUGGAAAAUGUUUCAAGUGCCAGUCAUUUUGGGCCUGAAAAAAAUGAACCCAUAGGAAAUGGGACCCAGUGUGGCAGUGUAUGUUGCUGCAUUGACAUUUCUGUCAUGAGUGCUACCUCACUGUUUGCCACAAGGGUUUGAGACAGCUUUACAAGAGUAGACAGCACUGCAGAAAAGAAGUAGUGAAUGGAACCACCCGCAUGAAAUGAGGGCAAGGCAGUGAAUGAUAGAAAUGAACACUCAAUCGCUUGCCACCGGGCUCUGAACAGUUGUCCAAGGUGGGCCACAGAUCUGAGGCUCAGCUUCUGAAUGCGCAAAGAGAGACACAGAGAACUACCAUCAUUUCAAGGAUGUCCAGUGUUCAUAACAUAAAAACCAAUCGGGACUUUUGUUUUUGAGAAGCAUAGUUUUUCUUGAUUUUUCUUCCCAGAGAAAUCCUGGCUCCUCCUCAUGAUGAUGCUGGAAACUACGCAGUGGGAAACAAAUGCAGAAAAUGCUUUUAAAGUGAGGCUUAGUAUCAGAACAGCUCUGGGAGAGAAUGCGUAUGCCUGGGAUACAAAUGAGGAAUAUCUCUUCAAAGCAAUGGUGGCUUUCUCCAUGAGGAAAGUUCCCAACAGAGAAAACACAGAUAUUUCCCAAGUCCUACUUUGCAAUGCAACCCAGCGGGUGUCAUUCUGGUUUGUAGUUACAGACCAUACAAAAAGUCACACCCUUCCUGCUGCUGAGGUACAGUCAGCCAUAAGAAUGAAUAGGAACCGGAUCAACAAUGCCUUCCUUUUGAAUGACCAGACUCUGGAAUUUUUGAAAAUUCCUUCUACUCUUGCACCACCCACGGACCCAUCUGUACCUGUCUGGAUUAUUGCAUUUGGUGUGAUAUUUUGCAUUGUUAUUAUUGCAAUCAUGCUAUUGAUUCUAUCAGGAAUCCGACAACGGAGAAGGCAAAGCAAGGGACCAUCUGAAACGGAUGACACUGAAGAUAAGUGUGAAAACACAGUCACAAUUGAAAAUGGCAUCCCUUGUGAUCCCCUGGACUUGAAGGGAGGGCACCUAAAUGAUGCCUUCAUCACAGAGGAUGAGCGACUCACUCCUCUCUGAAGAGCUACAGUUUUGCUAUCCCAAGAAACUCAACACUUGUUUCUGUGCAAUCGCUGAGCAUCACAAAUCACUAAGGGCAGGUUAUAUAUACUUUGCCAUCCUUCUUCUGUAAGAAAUUUUGAAUGUGCAUGAAAGUGAAAGGAAAUCAGUUAUACCCGUGAGGACCAGUGGAAUCAUAGCUGUUAACUACGCAGAACAUUCUGAAAUAUUUCUCUGAUAACACAGUGUUUGAAUGUAGUCAUGUGGUGUUUAUAGCUAUUGAUUUAAAAAUGCCUUUGUAUUUAAGCAUUUCUAGAAAUAAGGUAGGGCCACUAUAUAUAUAUUUCACACUUUGAAGACCUAAGGAAAAUUUUUUUUUUCAGAAAAGAAUACAUAUAAUAUGGUAUAGAAAUCAUUGAAAGUGGAUCCUUUUUGAAUAUUGUUUAUAUCACUCUGUAUAUGAUUAAGUAAGCAAGAAUAAGAAGUAAUUAUUGUAAAGGUAAUGGAUAGACAUGGGAGUGUUGAUAGACAAGGUGGAAUUUGAUCCUGUUAUCAUACCAGUAGUUGCUUACUUAUUUUCUGACUAUCGGUCUCUAAUAGGGCAGCUCUGUUCAUUGACUAUUUCUGUGACUUGUACAAGUACAAUCUGUGUUAAUUUAAUAAAGUGCUAAUCAUCUGAU